GGGGUCAACGUGCAAUGGAGAACUGUAGAAUCGGUUUGUUCACUUUGUUGGGCUUGAGUCCCUAUUGAAUGUAAGGAAGAAUCGGAAAGCUAAGGGAAAACAAAUGUCAUUAUCGAGGUUAUUGAGAUUCCACCACUUUCUCCCACUCACUCCAACUCCAACUCUAACUCUCUUGUCAUCUUCUUCUUCUUCUUCUUCCUCCUCCUCCUCCUCACUACCUUUGACCAGACACAGAUCAACACUCCUCACGAGAGCAUCGGCAACAACAGAUAGUAAUAAUAAUAAUAUGGUGAAAGCAAUAAGAGUUCACGAACUGGGUGGCCCUGAGGUUCUCAAGUGGGAGGAUGUCGAAAUCGGAGAGCCAAAGGAGGGAGAGGUCCGCGUCAGAAACCAAGCCAUUGGGAUUAAUUUCAUUGAUGUCUACUAUCGCAAAGGGGUUUACAAAGCCCCCUCUUUACCCUUCACCCCAGGUAUGGAAGCUGUUGGGGUUGUGACUGCUGUGGGUGAUGGACUCACUGGGAGGCAGGUUGGAGAUGUGGUAGCUUAUGCGGGUCAACCAAUGGGCUCAUAUGCUGAAGAACAGAUUCUUCCUGCAAAUAAAGUAGUUCCUGUUCCUCCCUCCAUUGAUCCGCCUGUUGCAGCAUCCAUCAUGCUCAAGGGCAUGACCGCUCAUUUUUUGCUUCGACGUUGUUUCAAGGUUGAACCAGGUCACACCAUCCUAGUUCAUGCAGCAGCUGGUGGAGUUGGAUCCCUCUUGUGCCAGUGGGCAAAUGCUCUUGGUGCAACUGUUAUAGGAACUGUAUCCAAUAAAGACAAAGCAGCUCAAGCCAAGGAGGAUGGCUGCCAUCAUGUUAUAAUCUAUAAAGAAGAGGAUUUUGUUGCUCGUGUCAAUGAAAUUACAUCAGGCAAUGGAGUUGAAGUAGUCUAUGAUUCUGUAGGAAAAGACACGUUUGAGGGAUCUUUGGCAUGCUUGAAGCUUAGGGGCUACAUGGUAAAUUUUGGGCAGUCAUCAGGCACACCUGAUCCAGUUCCAUUGUCUUCCCUGGCUGCAAAAUCCCUGUUCUUGACAAGGCCCAGCUUAAUGCAAUAUGUUGUCACUCGGGAUGAGCUAUUGGAGGCUGCUGGGGAAUUGUUUGCUAAUAUUGCUUCUGGUGUCUUAAAGGUGCGGGUUAAUCAUUCUUACCCAUUGUCUGAAGCAGCAAAAGCACAUGAAGAUCUCGAGAAUCGCAAGACCUCAGGAUCUGUUGUGUUGAUACCUUAAGGCUAUCAGUCGUUUGUAGGUGUUAAACACCGAGUCUUUGUUUGAUUCCUCUUGAAAAGAACUAUGGAUCUUGAAUGCUAUUGCAAAUGUAUAUUUUUCGUCAUAAGUCUAUUGCACUUGAAUAAUGAUAAUGAUUUUUCUGUUGACUUUUUUUUGGUCAAAUAGUACUCUUC
This is a messenger RNA of Abrus precatorius (Indian licorice), 1434 nucleotides long. RefSeq names its product quinone oxidoreductase 1. The transcript has 5 exons. Gene Ontology annotation, biological process: cellular response to oxidative stress. NCBI's taxonomy places the organism in Eukaryota, Viridiplantae, Streptophyta, Magnoliopsida, Fabales, Fabaceae. The coding region runs from base 104 to 1261 and encodes 385 amino acids. Gene Ontology annotation, cellular component: cytoplasm; cytosol. Gene Ontology annotation, molecular function: quinone reductase (NADPH) activity. The record is from RefSeq and is a predicted model, not a curated record.